GGCUAAAAGAAUCUGAUUUCACCUAAUACAUAUCUGGAGACGAACGAAACCCUAGAUUUUGUCAAGCUCGAAGAAGAAGAAGAAAGACGAAAUCAUGGCAGGAGUUGGACCGCUGACACAAGAUUGGGAGCCGGUGGUGAUCCGCAAGAAAGCCCCUAACUCCGCCGCCAAACGCGACGAGAAAACCGUCAACGCCGCUCGUCGAUCCGGCGCCGAUAUCGAAUCCGUCCGAAAAUACAAUGCUGGAACCAACAAGGCAGCCUCAAGCGGCACAUCUCUCAACACUAAGAGGCUUGAUGACGACACUGAGAACCUCGCUCAUGAGCGUGUGCCUACUGAGCUAAAGAAAGCCAUUAUGCAAGCUCGAACUGAAAAGAAGCUUACCCAGUCCCAACUUGCUCAAAUCAUCAAUGAGAAGCCACAAGUGAUCCAAGAGUACGAGUCUGGUAAAGCAAUCCCCAACCAGCAGAUCCUUUCUAAGCUUGAGAGAGCACUUGGAGCUAAACUCCGUGGUAAAAAGUGAUCAAGUCCUGAAGAUAGACAAACUUUAAUCGCAGUUUCACUUUCCUUAACAACGGUGUGGUAAACAACAAUCAGUGCUUUGUCGUAAUUUUUCUAAAGAAUAAUCUUUUCUCAUGUAAGAAAGAUAAAACCGUUUGAAUGUUUGGUUGAUGAAUCACUCUUUUCAUAAACAUAUAUCAAUAUAAAAAAGUAAGUUUGGGUUUCGUUCA
This is a messenger RNA of Raphanus sativus (radish), 731 nucleotides long. RefSeq names its product multiprotein-bridging factor 1a. Gene Ontology annotation, molecular function: DNA binding. The coding region runs from base 95 to 523 and encodes 142 amino acids. The record is from RefSeq and is a predicted model, not a curated record. Gene Ontology annotation, cellular component: nucleus. NCBI's taxonomy places the organism in Eukaryota, Viridiplantae, Streptophyta, Magnoliopsida, Brassicales, Brassicaceae. The transcript has 4 exons.